Molecule: messenger RNA, 1062 nt
Organism: Colletotrichum higginsianum IMI 349063
Lineage: Eukaryota; Fungi; Ascomycota; Sordariomycetes; Glomerellales; Glomerellaceae
Product: G-patch domain-containing protein
Exons: 1
Coding region: 1-1062 (353 amino acids)
Cellular component (GO): kinetochore
Molecular function (GO): nucleic acid binding
Source: RefSeq, a predicted model, not a curated record
AUGGACCCCAAACAAUCAGCAGCCUCGGAUGAGGAGGACGACUACAUGAACAUGACGUUCGAGGAACCCUCGACCAUCAAAACGGCCCAACCAGAAACCUCCCUCCAGCGACGUCAGCGCCUGAGACGUGAGGGGGAGAUCCGCGGACGCGUUAAGUCCAAGGAGGAGCUCGCGGCGGAAGAGGCCGCGGCACGCGAGAAGGCGCUCUCGCGGUCCCUCCUGGAGGACGCCGCCGCCAAGAAGAGCAAGGGCCUCGCAAUGAUGGCCAAGAUGGGCUUCAAGGGCGGCGCGCUCGGCGCCGGCGGUGCCGCGGGUGACGGUGCGCGCACGGAGCCCAUUGCUGUGGAGGUCAAGGAAGACAGGGGCGGCAUCGGCAUGGAGAGCGAGAAGAAGCGCAAGAUGAGGGAAGCUGCAGAGAGGAUCGAGGAGGAGGUCAGGGAGGGUAAGAGGGCCAAGGUCGAUCCGCUCGAGUACCGGGAUCGGGUGAGGCAGGAGAGGGAGGCGGCGAGGGUGCAGGCACAGGUUUUUGCGGCGCAGAGGGUCGCGGAGAGGAUGGCAGAAGAGAAGGAUGCCGAGAGCGGGCUUCAAGUCAUCGAAAAGGGCGAGGAGACGGAUUCCAGGAAUGGGGCGGGGGAUGAGGAGGAGGAGAAUAUGAAGAAGAGGAGGAAACCGGCUGCCGGUGCAACGGCGAGGCCGCUCAAGUCUAUCAACGUCCUUUGGCGGGGUCUGGCGCGGCACCGCGAGGAAAAAGUGAGGGACCGACGGAUGCGGUAUGACUUGGAGCAGAGCCUAUCGCGGCUGCCAACGUACGAGGAUGACCAGGAGGAUGAGGACGACCGCACGGCACUGGGGAAAAGGCAGACCGUCUACGUCACGGCGGAGGACCUGGACGAGGAAGACAGCGAGCUGGAUGAGUUCAACGAGUUGGAGGACGCCGAGAAACUGAGGCGGCUGGUGGAAUAUCUCAGAAAGAAGCAUCGAUAUUGCUUCUGGUGCAAGUUCACGUACACAGACGACGAGAUGGAGGGGUGCCCUGGCGUCACUGAGGAGGACCACGAUUAA